AAUAUCGCAUACCAUAAGAAAAGAAAAACAAAGUCAAAAUACGAAAAGUGACAAAAUUAGUAUUAAAGAAUAAUAAAAUAAUAAUGGACCUGCGUAAAUUGUGCAGGAUUUGCUUUGAGGGCAGCGCAGAAGUGGACAUCAACAAGCACCGGCCCAGCGACUGGCCGGAGCACACAGUCCUCGAGAUGAUAGACGCCACAUUCCAAGAGAAAAUGGACCUGACAGAACAGUUGGCAAUGAUAUGCAAGACCUGCCUGGGUAAUUUCAUGCAAAUCUAUGCAUUCUCCACAAAGCUGAAGAUGGCCAAUCAACAGCUGCUUCAACUCUACAUCCAGGCCCAAGGUGGAGAGAUGUAUGUGGUACACGAGGAAGAUACAAUCGAGGAGGGAUGUUCAUUGCUGGAGCAAGAGCCGGAGACAGAGACAAUAGAGCAGGCAGAUGCACUCGACUUUGAGCCCAUAGACGAGGGUGCAGACAUGAUAGACGAGUCUUCAGAUAUAAUAGACGAGUGUACAGAGAUAAUACACGAGAGUACAGACCUAAUAGACGAAUGUCCAGAGAUUAUGGAAGAGUUCCAGUCUAUAGAUUCCGAGGAUGGGGUCGCAAAACCAUCCCAGAAGCUGGCGAAUCUAGAUUCGUUGAUUGUCUCCGAAUUCUUGCCAGUCACCACGAGUAAGACCCUGGGCGAAGGAACCUCCGAAAGUGCUCUGCAGCUGCAGCAGUGGACAGUGGACUAUGCCGCCGUAGAACUGAAGCACAACGACCUGGACGAUUACAACGAGACAAAUCGCCGCCUCCACGUGGAACCAAGUGGCAGUCAAGCCAUCUACAAGUGCAAGUACUGCCCGCAGGCCUUCGCCUCCUCUCAGUAUCUGAAGACGCAUGUCCGCAAGUCGCACGUCUGCAAGUACUGCACGUGCGCCUUUGCAAAGUUCAAGGAUCUUAACGAUCACAUCCGCAACAAGCACCCGAACCAUCCGUGCGUGGUCUGCACAAACACCUUCAGCACCAGCAGGUACCUCCGAGCCCACCUAAAGCGCGUUCAUGGAGUCCACCUGCCCGCUCAAGUGGCGCUCUUGGACUAUAGACCAGCGAGCAGGAAGCAGUACAAUCCAGAUUAAAGUUAGUUUAUUUGCCAAAAGAUUUGCGACUU
Drosophila obscura is the source of this 1153-nucleotide messenger RNA. RefSeq lists its product as uncharacterized. Lineage: Eukaryota; Metazoa; Arthropoda; Insecta; Diptera; Drosophilidae. Gene Ontology annotation, molecular function: zinc ion binding; DNA-binding transcription factor activity, RNA polymerase II-specific; RNA polymerase II cis-regulatory region sequence-specific DNA binding. Gene Ontology annotation, cellular component: nucleus. The coding region runs from base 84 to 1121 and encodes 345 amino acids. Gene Ontology annotation, biological process: regulation of DNA-templated transcription. The transcript is spliced from 2 exons. The record is from RefSeq and is a predicted model, not a curated record.